This is a messenger RNA of Rotaria sordida, 1302 nucleotides long. Lineage: Eukaryota; Metazoa; Rotifera; Eurotatoria; Philodinida; Philodinidae. The record is from the annotation of a GenBank genome assembly.
AUGUCAGAUUUAAUAUCAUCCAUAGAAGAAACUAUUGUUUAUGGUGAUAUUGUUACAACAACUACAAAAACUAAAACAAUGAAUCGUGAUCAUUCAGUAACAACAACUACAACAGUUGAUAAAACUGAUCAUGCUGAUGAAGAUAAUCAUACAACAACAAUAAGUCAAAUAAUAACACCGCCAGAUUUAAAUCAAAAAAUAAUUCGACAAAUCGAAUAUUAUUUUAGUGAUAUUAAUAUGGUUCGAGAUAAAUUUCUUAAAAAUGAAAUAACUAAAGAUGAUGGUUGGAUAUCAUUAUCUAUAUUAACAACAUUUAAACGUUUACAAUCAUUAACAACAAAUUUUAAAAUUAUAAUAAAUGCACUUAAACAAUCCUUAUCAGGUCUUUUACAAUUACAUGAAACAGAAUAUAAAAUUCGUCGUCAUCCAGAUCGUCCAUUACCAAAUAAUCAAACUGAUCUUGAAUUAACAUUACGAAAUCGUACUGUUCAUGUAAAAGGUUUUCCAAUAACAGAAGAUGUUACAUUAGAUAAAUUACUUGAAUUUUUUGAAAAUUAUGGUGCAACAGAUAAUAUACAAAUGAAAAAAGAAUUUAAAACAAAACAAUUUAAUGGUUCUGUUUGUGUUAUUUUUCCAAAUGAUGAAAAAGCACAAGAAUUUGUUCAAUAUUCAAAACAAACACCAAUUAAAUAUAAUAAUGAAUUAAUAUUAGAAUGUUCUUUACAAAUUGAUUAUUUUAAAGAUAAAUCUAUUGAAUUAAUAACUAAUGAAAAACAAAUUAAAAAAGAUAAAAAACAACAAGAUUUAAAUAAAAAAACUAAUGAACAUUUAGAAAAAUUAAAUAAUGAAAAUUUACUUGGUGCUCUUAUUCAUCUUGCUGGAAUACCUACUGAUACAACACGUGAAUUAAUUAAAGCAAAAUUUAAUCCAUUUACUAAAAUGCCAUGGAUUGAUUUUAACAAAGGUGAUAUUGAGGCAUGGGUACGAUUAAAUGAAGCGAAUACAGCAAAGUAUGUUCUUGAAAAAGUCUUAGAAGUUGAAAAUGGAAAAUUAAUAAUUGAAAAUAAUGAAAUAAUAUGUCGUAUUGUUGAAGGGGAAGAAGAAGAACAAUUUUGGAAACAAGCAAAUGAAAAACGAGCAGCACAACGAACACAAAAAAAUGAAAGAUAUAAUAAUGGAAAACGAAAUGGACGUAGCCAACGAAUACAUCGUAGUGGAAAAAAACGAAAACUUGAACAAGAUCAAGAACUAUCAACUGAACCGAAAUCACCAAAAAAAAUUGAAAAUAUUUCUACAGAUUAA